This is a messenger RNA of Sphenostylis stenocarpa, 639 nucleotides long. NCBI's taxonomy places the organism in Eukaryota, Viridiplantae, Streptophyta, Magnoliopsida, Fabales, Fabaceae. The record is from the annotation of a GenBank genome assembly.
AUGGCCACAAGUUGCUCCUACAUGGUUUCCACCAAAUUAUCCAUGUUGGGUUGGAGUGGAGGAAGAAGAGAAGUCAGAAAGCGGAGAACGUUUUUGGUCUCCGCCCAACAACAAAGCGAUGUUCAGGAAGCAGAGGGCGAGAAGGUGGAAGAGCAAGAACGAGUGCAAAGUGAGAAACCGAAGCCAAAAGGAACCAUUCCAAGGCCAGUGGAACCUCAGACAAAUGUGAAGAGCAAAAACAUGUUAAGAGAAUAUGGAGGGCAGUGGUUGAGCAGCACCACUCGCCAUGUCAGGAUCUUUGCAGCUUAUAUCGAUCCUGUAACUUGUGAGUUUGAUCAAACCCAGAUGGAUAAGCUCACCCUUAUCCUUGAUCCUACUGAUGAGUUUGUUUGGAACCCUGACACCUGCAACAUGGUCUAUUCUUACUUCCAGGAACUUGUUGAUCACUACGAGGGUGCUCCAUUGAAUGAUUACACCCUUCGUCUGAUUGGUUCGGACAUAGAGCACUACAUAAGAAAGAUGUUAUACGAUGGGGUAAUCAAGUAUAACAUGAACGCAAGGGUUCUCAAUUUCAGCAUGGGCAAGCCACGGAUCAUGUUCAACAAUGAUACCAAACCUGAAGAUGCAGUUGAGAAAUGA